This is a messenger RNA of Tinamus guttatus (white-throated tinamou), 834 nucleotides long. The record is from RefSeq and is a predicted model, not a curated record. Lineage: Eukaryota; Metazoa; Chordata; Aves; Tinamiformes; Tinamidae.
UUAGGUACUUCACAUCAUGGUGGCUAUUCCCAUGAUGCUGUGGUCUAUGCCUUGCAAAAAUGUGGCAUUCGUCAUAUUGACACAGCCAAAAGAUACGGCAGUGAAUCUCUUCUCCAAAAAGCCAUCCGAGACAGCGGGGUGCGGCGGGAGGACCUCUGGAUAACCACCAAGCUGUGGCCCGGUGAUUAUGGCUAUGAAAGCACAAAAAGAGCCUGCUUGGAGUCAUGUAAACGACUCGGUGUUGAAUAUCUUGAUCUUUAUUUGAUACACUGGCCUGGUGCACAUGUUCCAGAUAAAAGCAAUCGGGAGGUCCGAGCUGAGACUUGGAGAGCCAUGGAGGAGCUCUAUGAGGAAGGUUUAUGUAGAUCAAUUGGUGUAAGCAACUUUCUUAUGAGUCAUCUUGAGCAGCUAGAGGAAGACUGUGUGAUUAUCCCACACGUUAAUCAGGUUGAAUACCAUCCUUUCCAAAGACCUCAGGAGUUGGUGGAUUAUUGUAGGAACAAAAAUAUUGUUUUUGAAGGCUAUUGCCCUUUAGCCAAAGGUGAAGCCCUCACUCAUCCUACCAUUAUCCAGCUGGCCAAGAAAUAUGGCAGAAGUCCAGCACAGAUCUGCAUACGCUGGAGCAUACAGAACGGGAUUGUCACGAUUCCAAAAUCCACAAGAGCAGAAAGGAUACAGGAAAACUGCAAGGUUUUUGAUGUUAAUCUGAGGGAAGAUUAUAUGGAAUUUUUGAACACCAUGAAUAUCAAUAGAAAACUAAUUAAUUUGACAGUGAGAAGGAUGGUUUCAAAGCAGAUUGUUCCAAACUCCGAAGUGCUGCUGCUGAAACAUUAG